CAGCUGACGAAGUGCAGCUGAUGGCGCGGCGGAGCGCCUUAAAAAUGCACGUCUUGGAAGUUGGCGCAGCUGAGGAAAAUUUGGCUCCAAACUGGAACCAGUGUGGCUCAAGAAGGUUGGCCAAAAAGAAGGUCCUUGGACUUUUACGCCCACCCGGGAGCCGCUACUGUGGCGAAGUGGAGGAGGACGAUGGAGCCAUGACGGUUGACGAAGGUGCUCACAUAUCUCACUUUCAACAGCAGGUGAAAUCAGUUGAAAGAGCCGGAAUCAUUGACCCAGCCGAAGCUCAAAAAGCUGGAUGGAAACAUGUGGACCCUGGAGGCAACGGAGAUUGCUUUUUCAGGGCAACUGCAAAGGCUCAAGCCUGGAUGAUCAAAGGUAAAUUUGCAAACAUGUCUUUUGAUGACUGGCUGGCUGAAGCCGCAAAACAAACGACUUUUGCAAACGGCAUGCUCAUUCAAGCUUUCACUGAAGGUGCCAAUGCCAAGGUCAAAGAUACUCGCAAACAAGGCGUCUACGCAUAUUCCCCCGUCGGAGCGUACGUGGACGUGCAAAUUGUGCAAGGUGCUCCUGGGGUUUGGAAAGUUCUCGACAACCUACAGCAGUUCCAGGUCUUUCAUGUUCAGGAGGUGACUGCCAAUCAGAUGCGGGAAGCUGCUGAAAAUCACAUGAAUCUUUUCCAAGAAUGGCAUGUUCCAAAUGACCGACCAUGGGUGUGGUCGGGAGACUUCAAUCAAGAACUCGAUAAGGAUGGCGAUUUCCAGGAAGUGGCCUGGGCCAUGCAAGGAGAACCAAUUGUGGGUCUCCGCGGCACGGCCACUAGGUGGAAUUCCAAGAAAACCAUUAGGGCGGAUUUUGCCGCCAGGACCAAAUGGAUCAAACGAAACCAUCAAGGUAGUCCUCCGGUAGUUUGCCAUAAGGAUCGAACCUUGCAAUCACAUUCGGAAGUCGCUGAGGCCAUUAGAAGCCACUGGCAACAGGUCUGGAAAGACGCUGCUAGCAUCAGUCCACUCACUUCCGCCGAGCGUAGCAUUUUGCUCAAAACUUGUCUUGAAGGUCUUCCUCCUCCCACUACUCCGGAACGACCGAAAGAUAUCGAAGUCUUCGCUACAGUCAGCAAGAUGAAGCGUCAAGGGGCCAGUGGCCCGGAUGGGUGGUCUCCGGCAGAAGUCAAGGCCUUGCCCUUUGCGGUUUUCCAGACAUUUUGGGAGAUCACGGCUCGAAUCCCUCAAGGAGACGGCCUCAGUCCCUUGUCCUUGGCAUGCCUUAUGACAGCGGGUCUCAAUUUCGUCAAAGACAGGUGUCCCGCAGUGACAAACCAUUGCGUGUACAUCGACGAUCGCACUUGGACAGCCCAUGAUCCCAGCCUACUUACUCAAGUGGCCGCAGAGUGGCGAACUUGGUCUGUGCUUGUUGGCCUGAAGGAGCACAUGGGAAAAACUCAAUACGGUGCAACAACUCCCGCGCGACAAGGCCAAAUGAAAGCGAUAUCAGAGGACCAUGUCAAAGACUAUGUCGAUGUGCUGGGAGUCACCAUGUCGUCGACCAAAAACCGCAAACCUACAGCAAAAGAAGUCAACAGACAAAAAGAAGCCGAUCACGUGACUUUGCGUACCGGCCUACUUCCAAUCUCCAGAGAAGCAAAGCAUGGCACCAUUCGAGCUGUUGCCAUGGCGAAAGCCAGCUAUGGAUGGGUGAGUCGGAAGCCAACAGAAAAAGAAACUAGCCAUUUUGACCAAGCAGUCUGGAGAGCGUGCAACGAACCACACCAAGGUGGACCACACCAUAAAAGAAUGCUCUUGCAGGUUGGCCUUGAUGGCCCAGUGGGGGCCAAGCAGACGAUGAGGAUGUUUACGAGACAGCAUCGAUGUCGUGAUCAACCGCUUGACACACAGCCUUCUGAUAAACACCCAGUGCAAUGGUUCCAUGACAUGGGUUGGACGCCUCAGCCUAACCAGUCAUGGAAGCAGCCAGACCUCAAACUCUUCGUGGAACCUUUGAGCAGAUGGGAUCCGGAGGACCGCUCCAAGGCGGCGCACGACUUGAGAGAAAGUUGGAGAAGUUGCUCUGUGAAAGAUUGCUCUUGGAACCAUGCCCUUUGGGAAUGCCCGAAACGUGCGGUUUCCUUGGAUAGCAAUAGAACCGGCCCUCUGUGGGCCUCCUCGGGGCUGGGGCGCGGUACCGUGUUGCCAUGUGCCUUGACUGGUAGUGCUGGUUGUUCGGCGACCGCUGCUGCCGUUGCAGCUGCUUUUGCGCCCUGGCAGCUCUACGGGUCUUGGAUGCAUGCUGGUGCUCAGGUCAGCAGACCAAGCAGAACUGAAAAAGAGACGGACAACACUAGGACCAAUGGUAAGGGAAAGGGUGGCACCGUUCCUCGACUGGCUUCCGAUGUUGGUCUUUUGAACGCUCUGCAAAGGACCAAUGAAGAUGUGGUAUGUGAUGCUUUUCCUGAGGUGAAAUUCGUUUAUGACAAGCUCCCUUUGUGGGGCAAUCGUCCUGACAGCCUGGUUCUGAGGGUCACCAUGGAUGCUCGGUUCUGCUCUAAUGCGGCUUGGAAAAAGCUUGUGGCUCAACCUGGUAACAACCUCAGAAGUUGGAUUGCUGGAGUAGCUCCUGCGACUACCAACUUGGUCAUCGAUACUUGGGCUUGGGAGUUGCAAAAAGGGGCUAGUGGAGACAAUACUGUGGUUAAAGGGUUGGUGAGAAUCAAGAAAGCUAAUGGCGUUGGUCAUUUGUUGACUACUAGCGGAAGGGUUUGGGAAGACAAACGGUGUUUCUGGGAAGCACUUGACUGGACCACCACCCCACAAGAGGGCUGGGGCAAAAAACCUUAUGUGAAAUGGAUUGAAAAAGAGAGGAACGAGAAUGACCUUGAGUAUGCGGCACGUGCUGCAAGCCUUGGUGGCACCCACGGUUUGGCACGUGGAUGGAGGCCUGCGACUGUGGUGGAUCUGACUGAGGACAAACCUGAUGAGUCAGAACAGAUAGGCGACACUCACAUGGAGGAUGACGAUGAAAACAAAGGGGAACGAGGUACUGAAGCCACGAAACGGCCGGCUGUUGCGGGGGUCGGGACCAGUCCUGAGAAAAAGAAAGUUCGGCCGAACCCUGCCAUGCCGGAUGGAGUCAGUAGGGUGGAAAAACUGCAGGCACUGUUCGACCUGAGGCCCAGUGGAGGUGUCACGAUUUUGGUUGACAAAAGGCUCAACACGGCUGGCUGGGUUGCUGAAGCUGGAACUUCGGCCCAGGUGCUGGGAGUUUGGGUUGAAAAUUGGUUCAUUGCCUCUUUUUAUGCGCCUCCACCUGCUGUGGGUGCGAGACUUGAUCCAGCAGUCGAAGCCUGCGAGCUCCUGAAUUCUAUACAUUUAGCCACGGGAUGUUGGGAUGUUGAAAAAUGGCUUUUGGCUGGUGACGCUAACGCCACAUCUGACCAAAGCCCGUUAGCGGUGGCCUAUGGCGGUCGAACCCUGAGUCAGGGUCAGCCGACUAG
Messenger RNA from Cladocopium goreaui, 3490 nucleotides. Lineage: Eukaryota; Dinophyceae; Suessiales; Symbiodiniaceae. The record is from the annotation of a GenBank genome assembly.